AUGGUUUUUAAGCCAUUCACUCACCUCGCGCGCCAGACCUUCUCCAAGACUUUUGUCCACGGCUACGCCCAGUCUGUCGUUGCCGCCUCUCAAUCUUCAUAUGCUCCCUCCGCAUCCUCCCUAAACCAGAUCACUUCGAUCCCACAGACUGUAAAGUACACUCGAACUGCACAACUCCAGAGUGCUUUCCAACAUGCCUCUGGUUCUUCAAGCGCCAGCGGUGCAAAGGCAGGCCACUCUGCUACUAGCGGUAGCACCGGUGAUUCCGGUCUAGCCGCUUACUAUGCUGCCUGGCAGCAUGCUCAGCAGACUGGUGAUGAUAGUGACUGGAAGCAAUUCCAGUUCACCAAACGUAUUGGCUGGAAGCCGGCCAAGGAAGAGAAAGACUCCCUAGAGGAGUCUGACGUGGACCAGCUUGCCGCCUCUGUUUCAAGGGUACGAAGCCGCAGUGAAGUGCGAGCUUCAAGAAAUGUUGAGAGUGCUCCUGUGGAUAAGGAUGUGAGCGCAAGAGUCGAUGAGGCCGUUGCCAGAGAGAUCCAAGAGAUUCAGGAGGCACAUGCUCUUGCUGAGUCUGAGUACGGUACUUCGGCUGCUGAGUCUGGAAGUGAAGUUUUCGACGCCCAGAGCGGUGAACAAUCACACCAGACCCCAGCUUCCUCCAUCCAAGAAUCUAUCGUCUCUCCAAGAACCCCUGUCAACGAUACCACCCCCUACGAGAAGAAACAGGCUGAGUCUCGAUCCAACGCCAUUGUCGAGUUGGCCAAGGAUGGGGCUCACGCGCAGGUUCCAGCUGCUUUCGAGAGUCUCUUAAGGGACGGGAUCAAGCCCACUGCCUCUGCUUACAAUGCUCUUCUCGAAGCUGCAAUCCGCCUUCACCCUGAGGCGCAUAAUGCUGUCCCCAAGGCUCUUGAUGUCUACUCCGAUAUGCUCCGCCGGAGCGUCAUGCCCAAUGAAGACACCUACAAAAUCAUCGUUCAGCUCUUGUCCACCCGCUCUUUGGAUUGCCUUCGCAUGGCUAAGGAUUUGGAGCAAUCUCGAGUACGGUUCGGUGGCAUGGAAGAGCCUGGCAAAUUCAUUUUUCAAUCCAGCGAAGUCGAGCAUGAGCUCUUGACCGAGGACCAUUCUCUCCCAAUUGCCCUUAAACUGUUCAACAUUGCUACUACUCGACAUCCGGAAAUUGCCUUCCCACUUACCGUCUAUCGCUCCCUCCUGACUGCUUGUGCGAUGCAGGGGAAUGUUGACCAGAUGAUUGAGAUCUUUGCUCACAUGGAGGCCAACAAGGUCGCCCCUCAUGCUGCCAUGUUCCCACCAAUGGUUGACACCUUUUCAAUGAAGGGCGACUUCAAGAGCGCGGUUGAAUGUUACAAUGAAUACAAGACCCUCGCCAUUGCUGACAACAACGGAGUUUUUGGAAUUGUCGAACGUCAAGAUGCUGAAGUCUACGCUUCCGUCAUCAAGGCUUACCUCUCCUGCGGAAACACUGAGGGAGCCCAUCGCUUCUUUAACAAGAUCCGUGCCUCCUUUGACGGCGUUGAAAAUCAGGCAGAGCGCCUCCGUGUCGUUGAGCAGGUAAUCAUUAAGGAUGGGUUUGUCCAACAUUCCCUUGACACCCGCAACUUCGCUUCGGCCUUGCACAUUGCCCAGACCCAACUGCAUGGCCAGCCCUUGACAGAUGCAGCUUUGAACAUCUGCGUUGCCGCAGCCGAUGCCAAUGAUAUUCCCACCGCUACAGGUGCCUACCGUCUCCUGACCACGGAUGCUGCCACCUCCGUUGAGCCUGCUAUCGCCAUGCUUGCUCUCCACAUCCGCCAAGGUAGCCUUGAAAUGGCCAAGCCAUUCUGGGAUGUCCUGUCUUCUUCGUCCCGUGUCAAUGCAAGCUUUAUUCAGCCUGUAGCUAUGUACACUAUCGCCUUGCUGAAGAGCGGUCAAAUUGAGGAAGGUCUCAUGGAAGCCCGAAGCAUGUUUGCCCGUAUUCGAAGUGCGAGCUCAAGCGCCACUGCAAAUGAGCAAAAGCAGCGUGUGAGGGAGGAGAUUGACGAGGCCAUUGAUUUGCUUGGCCGUAUUCUCAUUCAGGCUGCAGCACCACUCUCACCUCAUUCGGCUAUGACCCUGAUGUGGUGUAUGGUCGAGAACGGUGGUCUUGUUUCCCCUGUUGCCGAGUAUGUUGUAGCUAGCCUUGGCCCCAUGGGAAUUUCUCACUUGACGGCUAGGGACCUUACCCUUGCAAUGCAGGCGCAGGCUGGUAUGUUGGUCAAUGGCUCCACCUUGUUCGAUGCAGCACACCCUCUCCGCUUUGCUCACAUGCUGGAUGUUGCAAUGAACGCUGGUAUCCGCCUCGACGACUACACCAAGCAACUUCUUGAACGGGGAAUCGCAAAGCUGGGAGAUGUCCGUCCCGACCUUGCACAGAAAUGGCACCACUAUAUCCAUGGAAGUACCCCUGUUUUCACCACGCCCUCUUACAAUACUCCAUCGCCAGCUGCUCCACAGCCGCAGCCAUCACCAGGACUUAAGCCUGCUCGCCCUGACGAUUCGUUUGAUCCCUAUGCGCACUCCACAGACUUCCGAGGGUCGUCAAUAAUUGCCGAGAUGCUCGAGAGCUCGCGCGGCCGUAUCGAGGACCACCUCAACAAUGCCAUGACCAAGUUCAAGAACAUGCGCCGAAUUGGCAGACAUCCCCGCUACAUUACCUAUGCUAAACUAAUUACUGCCGCUGCUAAAUGCGGGAAUAUGAAUAUGGUACAUGAGAUCCUGGGUAUGGCCAAACAUGAUGUCCCGCUUCUUCCACAAUACAACGCUGUCAAGUAUGGCUGGACUUCUAUUCUUGAUGCCAUGGUUGCUGCUUGUCUCACCACUGGUGAGCGUAGCCUCGCAGCCAAGUACCACCAGGAACUGUUGAAUAUGGGAUCUGCUCCAUCUGCCAAUACCUUCGGCCUUUACAUCACCACUCUCAAGGAAUCAACCAAGACUUUUGACGAAGCCACUGAAGCUGUCAAGGUGUUCCACCGUGCUACCUCCGAGGGCGUUGAACCGACUUCAUUCCUCUAUAAUGCUCUCAUUGGAAAACUAGGUAAAGCUCGUCGCAUUGACGACUGCCUGCUCUACUUCGCUGAGAUGCGUGCCAAUAAUGUUCGACCUACUAGCGUUACCUAUGGCACCAUUGUCAACGCCCUGUGCCGUGUAAGCGACGAACGCUUUGCCGAAGAAAUGUUUGAUGAAAUGGAGUCGAUGCCGAACUACAAACCUCGUCCUGCACCUUACAACUCCAUUAUCCAGUACUUCCUCAACACCAAGCGUGACCGCUCUAAGGUUCUUGCGUACUAUGAGCGCAUGAAGUCCAAGGACAUUCAGCCCACGAUGCACACUUAUAAACUUCUUAUUGAUGCCUACGCUUCUCUCGAGCCUGUCAAUAUGGCUGCUGCCACCGAGGUUUUAGAUACCAUCCGUGCUUCUGGCCAGCUUCCUGAGGCUGUACACUACGCCUCUCUUAUUCAUGCUCGAGGAUGUGUCCUGCAUGAUAUGGCCGGAGCCCGCGAAACCUUCGACUCUGCUCUUGCUGAACCGCACCUUCGCCCACAAGCAUGUCUUUAUCAAGCUCUGUUUGAAUCCAUGGUGGCCAACCAUCAGGUCUCUGAUACUCCUGCCGUGCUAGCUGAUAUGGCUGCCAAUAAGGUUGCCAUGACUGCUUAUAUCGCAAACACCCUCAUCCACGGUUGGGCUACGACUGGAAAUGUCAGUAACGCCAAGGCAGUGUAUGAUGGAGUGGGGAUCGACAAGCGAGAGCCCAGCACAUAUGAGGCGAUGACUCGAGCUUUCCUGGCUGCUGAAGACCACGCAGGCGCCGACGGCGUUGUGCGUGAGAUGCUUUCUCGCGGCUAUCCUUGUGCUGUCACAGGAAAGGUGCUGGAUUUGGUCAAUGGUGGACAGCCAGCAUAG
This is a messenger RNA of Trichophyton benhamiae CBS 112371, 3936 nucleotides long. RefSeq lists its product as uncharacterized. Lineage: Eukaryota; Fungi; Ascomycota; Eurotiomycetes; Onygenales; Arthrodermataceae. The coding region runs from base 1 to 3936 and encodes 1311 amino acids. The record is from RefSeq and is a predicted model, not a curated record. Gene Ontology annotation, molecular function: protein binding. The transcript has a single exon.